This is a messenger RNA of Monopterus albus (swamp eel), 1290 nucleotides long. RefSeq lists its product as uncharacterized. The transcript has 4 exons. Gene Ontology annotation, molecular function: DNA binding. The record is from RefSeq and is a predicted model, not a curated record. Lineage: Eukaryota; Metazoa; Chordata; Actinopteri; Synbranchiformes; Synbranchidae. The coding region runs from base 87 to 881 and encodes 264 amino acids.
AGGAGGAGAGAAGAAGAAGAAGAAGAAGAAGAAGUAGCAGCAGCAGCAGUAGUAGAACAAGCAGAGGAAUUAGAAUUGUUGGAAAUAUGGAAAUCGAUCAACAGUUAACAGUUCACGUAUCCAUCCAGAAAGGAAUUUCCUUACCUCCUCUGCAAAAAUGCAACAAUUGCUGCUCUUCAGGCAAAUUUCAUUGUCCGUUUUGUUUACCAGCUGCGUUCAAACCCACAAAGCGCUGCAGACUUUGGCGUCAUUUGGACAAUCAUUUAAGGAAGGCCAUUUAUGUCGAAGAAAACACAAUCCACAGAUGCGGACUCGAGUGCAGAAAACAGCCACAUUACCACUGUUUGUACUGUACAGCCACUGUGUUAAGGAAAAGAGAUUUCGUCAAUCAUCUACCAUCCUGCCGCCGGGCCCAACAGCGCAAAGCCCAAAAAUUAUCCAAACUAAAGACAUCUGUGACACAAAAAGACCAAACCAGGGGUUUGCUUGCACCUUUGCUGACCACUGGAAAGAGUAACAUCCCUUCUUAUGACAUAGAGAGCAGCGAUAACAGUGAUGACAGCAGCGAUAACAGCAAUGACAUAACCAUAAUCCUAGAGUCGGACGACGAAAACAGCCAAGGAAUGAGCAGCAGCCAGUUAGAGACUCCUAAUGUCCCCAAGUCAAAUGAAGGUUACACUGUGUGGACGAUGGAGAGGAGUCCGGAGCCAGACUCUUCUAAAUGUCACCAAGCUGUACAGACAGACACUGAGCGACCACAAGACUGCGAUGAGUACUACUUCAUGGGCCUUGCUAGCGUGUUUAAGAAGCUGUCCCCACAGAAAAAGGGGGAGGUCAGGAUGAAAAUGGAGAGACUCCUUUUUGAAGCUGAAUUUGUUUAGAAGAGGGUUUGCAUACACACAAACACACAAAAUUCAUUUUAUUUCACAUAACAAAUUGUGCUACUGUACUACAAAUGUACUUGGCUCUGUUUUGUGUUUUUGAAUAUUGCCUCAAAGAGCCCAGACACCAGGACACAAUUUUAAUAUCACGUGUGAUUUUUAUGGGUUUUAUUUAAUUCAAUCACAAUGUUACAGUUUAUAUCAAGGAAUUAAUUUCAAGAUCAGCAUUAAUUCAGAUGUCCUAUCUGCAGAGUUUCUGAUUCAUAAUCAAAAGCUGUAGACUGCUGGGAGGAUAUGGUGUCCACAUUGUCUGACCACAAACAGGCUCCUGUUCACUGCUCUGUCGGACUCUGGGCAGUUAUUUGUGUCAGUCAUUGUUUUUUCCAUUAAAAUAGAUUUGCUGUUGCAA